AUGACUUUCUACCGAACGCCUAAAAUGGAUUGUCUUACAGGGUUAAAACAUUCAAGUUUCCCUGCUGUCUACUCUGAGGAGAGGUCUAAUUUUCUCUUCUACUGUCCCACUUCUCUCUCACACUCUCCCCCUCUCUCUCUCUCUCUCUCUCUCUCACUCACUCGAUCACUCACACACUUACUUUUUCUCUCUCACUCUUUCUUAAGUACUGUUUCUUUUAUUUGUCUCUGCUCUUCCGUCUAUCUCCCCCUUCUCUCUUCACUCACUUUCUAUCCACAAUCCUUCCCUCUUGCUACUCUGUAUCUCGCCCUCUCUCUUCUUCUUCUUCUUCUUCUUCUUCUUUUUCUUCUCUCUUUUUGUCAGACUCUCACUGCUUUUUCUCCCUUAGUCACUAUUUUCUCCUCCCUGCUCCAUUUCUCUUUAUUUCCUCCUUUCCCUUCUCCCUUUAAUUUGAUUUCUUUUUAUUCGUUCUUUUCCUCUUUCUCCAAGGGUUUUUCUGAUUCUCUUUUUUUUUUUUUUUUUUGCUUUUUCAACAUUUCUUCCUUUCCUUUCCCUUACUCCAUCUCUUCUCCCCCAUCUAGCUCUUUCACCUUCCUUCUAUCUACCUAUCUACUUUUUUUCUCUUUUCUUCUCUUUUCUUCUCUUUUCUUCUCAUUUCUUUUUUCUUUGCUUUUCUUUUUUCUCUUCUUUCCGAUUAUCUUCUCUCUCUCUCUCUCUCUCUCUCUCUCUCUCUCCCUCUCUCUUUCUCUUUCUCUCUCUUUCUUUCCCUCUGUAUUGGCAUGUCCUUCAAAUGUUUACACCCUUCUCCUCCGCCUCUCUCCGAUUCUUUAUUUUUUUUUCUUUACGCCUGGCAUCAUUGUCCCUUAUUUCAUCCUCUCUACACCUUUUUGCCUUCUAAUUCUAAUUUUUAUUUUAUUCAUUAAAGAAAUUCUUUCUUUCCUUCUUUUCAUUUCUUCAUUAUAUCUCAACAACUUUUUGCAUUCUUCUCUCUCACUAGUUUUAUCUUUCUUUUUUAUCUUUCUUCUUUAUCUUUCUUCUUUAUCUUUCUUCUUUAUCUUUCUUUUUUAUCUUUCUUCUUUCUUUAUCUUUCUUCUUUAUCUUUCUUCUUUAUCUUUCUUCUUUCUUUAUCUUUCUUCUUUAUCUUUCUUCUUUAUCUUUCUUCUUUAUCUUUCUUCUUUAUCUUUCUUUUUUUAUCUUUUUUUUUUUUUAUCUUUCUUCUUUAUCUUUCUUCUUUAUCUUUCUUCUUUCUUUAUCUUUCUUCUUUAUCUUUCUUCUUUAUCUUUCUUCUUUAUCUUUCUUCUUUAUCUUUCUUUUUUAUCUUUCUUCUUUCUUUAUCUUUCUUCUUUAUCUUUCUUCUUUAUCUUUCUUCUUUCUUUAUCUUUCUUCUUUAUCUUUCUUCUUUAUCUUUCUUUCUUUCUUUUUCUUUAUCUUUCUUCUUUAUCUUUCUUCUUUAUCUUUCUUCUUUAUCUUUCUUCUUUCUUUAUCUUUCUUCUUUAUCUUUCUUCUUUAUCUUUCUUCUUUAUCUUUCUUCUUUAUCUUUCUUCUUUCUUUAUCUUUCUUCUUUAUCUUUCUUCUUUAUCUUUCUUCUUUAUCUUUCUUCUUUCUUUAUCUUUCUUCUUUAUCUUUCUUCUUUAUCUUUCUUCUUUAUCUUUCUUCUUUAUCUUUCUUCUUUAUCUUUCUUUUUUAUCUUUCUUCUUUAUCUUUCUUCUUUAUCUUUCUUCUUUAUCUUUCUUCUUUAUCUUUCUUCUUUCUUUAUCUUUCUUCUUUAUCUUUCUUCUUUAUCUUUCUUCUUUAUCUUUCUUUUUAUCUUUCUUCUUUCUUUAUCUUUCUUCUUUUAUCUUUCUUCUUUAUCUUUCUUCUUUAUCUUUUCUUCUUUAUCUUUCUUUUUAUCUUUCUUCUUUCUUUAUCUUUCUUUUUAUCUUUCUUCUUUCUUUAUCUUUCUUCUUUUAUCUUUCUUCUUUAUCUUUUCUUCUUUCUUUUAUCUUUCUUCUUUAUCUUUCUUCUUUAUCUUUCUUCUUUAUCUUUCUUCUUUAUCUUUCUUCUUUAUCUUUCUUCUUUCUUUAUCUUUCUUCUUUAUCUUUCUUCUUUAUCUUUCUUCUUUAUCUUUCUUUUUUAUCUUUCUUCUUUAUCUUUCUUCUUUAUCUUUCUUCUUUAUCUUUCUUCUUUAUCUUUCUUCUUUAUCUUUCUUCUUUAUCUUUCUUCUUUCUUUAUCUUUCUUCUUUAUCUUUCUUCUUUCUUUAUCUUUCUUCUUUAUCUUUCUUCUUUAUCUUUCUUCUUUAUCUUUCUUCUUUCUUUUAUCUUUCUUCUUUAUCUUUCUUUCUUUAUCUUUCUUCUUUAUCUUUCUUCUUUAUCUUUCUUCUUUCUUUUAUCUUUCUUUUUAUCUUUCUUCUUUAUCUUUCUUCUUUAUCUUUCUUCUUUAUCUUUCUUCUUUAUCUUUCUUCUUUAUCUUUUUCUUCUUUCUUUAUCUUUCUUCUUUAUCUUUUUCUUCUUUAUCUUUCUUCUUUAUCUUUCUUCUUUCUUUAUUUUCUUCUUUAUCUUUCUUCUUUAUCUUUCUUCUUUAUCUUUUCUUCUUUAUCUUUCUUCUUUAUCUUUCUUCUUUUUUAUCUUUCUUCUUUUAUCUUUCUUCUUUAUUUUUUAUUUUCUUUUAUUAUUCUUUAUCUUUCUUUUUUAUCUUUCUUUUUUAUCUUUCUUCUUUAUCUUUCUUCUUUAUCUUUCUUCUUUAUCUUUCUUUUUUAUCUUUCUUCUUUAUCUUUCUUCUUUAUCUUUCUUCUUUAUCUUUCUUCUUUAUCUUUCUUCUUUCUUUUAUCUUUUUUUCUUUAUCUUUCUUCUUUAUCUUUCUUCUUUCUUUAUCUUUCUUCUUUAUCUUUCUUCUUUUAUCUUUCUUCUUUAUCUUUCUUCUUUAUCUUUCUUUUUUAUCUUUCUUCUUUAUCUUUCUUCUUUAUCUUUCUUCUUUAUCUUUCUUCUUUAUCUUUCUUUUUUUAUUUUCUUCUUUAUCUUUCUUCUUUAUCUUUCUUUUUAUCUUUCUUCUUUAUCUUUCUUCUUUCUUUAUCUUUCUUCUUUAUCUUUCUUCUUUAUCUUUCUUCUUUCUUUUUUAUCUUUCUUCUUUAUCUUUUUCUUUUAUCUUUCUUCUUUAUCUUUCUUUUUUUAUCUUUCUUCUUUUUAUCUUUCUUCUUUAUCUUUCUUCUUUAUCUUUCUUCUUUUUUUUUAUCUUUCUUCUUUAUCUUUCUUCUUUAUCUUUCUUUCUUUAUCUUUCUUCUUUAUCUUUCUUUUUAUCUUUCUUCUUUAUCUUUCUUCUUUAUCUUUCUUCUUUAUCUUUCUUCUUUAUUUUUCUUCUUUCUUUAUCUUUUUCUUUUUUUCUUUCUUUAUCUUUCUUCUUUCUUUAUCUUUCUUCUUUAUCUUUCUUCUUUAUCUUUCUUCUUUAUCUUUCUUUUUUAUCUUUCUUCUUUAUCUUUCUUCUUUAUCUUUCUUCUUUAUCUUUCUUCUUUCUUUAUCUUUCUUCUUUAUCUUUCUUCUUUAUCUUUCUUCUUUAUCUUUUCUUUUUAUCUUUCUUCUUUAUCUUUCUUCUUUCUUCUUUAUCUUUCUUCUUUUAUCUUUCUUCUUUAUCUUUCUUCUUUAUCUUUCUUCUUUCUUUAUCUUUCUUCUUUAUCUUUCUUCUUUUAUCUUUCUUCUUUAUCUUUCUUCUUUAUCUUUCUUCUUUAUCUUUCUUCUUUAUCUUUCUUCUUUAUCUUUCUUCUUUAUCUUUCUUCUUUAUCUUUCUUCUUUCUUUAUCUUUCUUCUUUAUCUUUCUUCUUUAUCUUUCUUCUUUAUCUUUCUUCUUUAUCUUUCUUCUUUCUUUAUCUUUCUUCUUUAUCUUUCUUCUUUAUCUUUCUUCUUUCUUUAUCUUUCUUCUUUAUCUUUCUUCUUUAUCUUUCUUCUUUAUCUUUCUUCUUUAUCUUUCUUCUUUAUCUUUCUUCUUUAUCUUUCAAUUCAUUCACAGCUUAG
Molecule: messenger RNA, 3981 nt
Organism: Acanthosepion pharaonis
Lineage: Eukaryota; Metazoa; Mollusca; Cephalopoda; Sepiida; Sepiidae
Source: the annotation of a GenBank genome assembly